GUCUGGCUUCUCAAGUCACCGACUCGGUUGCUAUCAACGAGUGAGUGCGUGAUUGGUCUCUGCAGCAACAAGGUCUAGGUGCACAAGUUCAGAGACAGGAAAUGGGUCGUGGAGUCAGCAGUGGUGGUGGUCAGAGUUCCUUGGGUUAUCUCUUUGGCAGCGGGGAGGCCCCCAGCAAUGUCCAAGGUGCAAGCAAUCAAGGUCAGCCAGCAAAUGGUGGGCGUACUCAGUCUCAGAAUGCUAGUGCUCCUUCACCUCCAAUUGAUAAGCAAAUUCCUGCUGGAAUUCCAGGGAGUCUCAAAAACAAUUACCAUCGUGCUGAUGGCCAAAACUGUGGCAACUUUCUCACUGAUCGACCAUCUACCAAGGUUCAUGCUGCCCCAGGUGGAGGAUCGUCCUUGGGUUACCUCUUCGGUGGUCCUCCAGCUGGAAACUAAUUCAUUAGUUUGAUUUGAACCUACCAUGUGUAAAAUAGACAGUGUUGCCUUGUGUUUAGACCAGUGGACAUGUUUCUUGUGCAAUUAAACUCUUGACAAUGUUUUAGUAGCUCGAUGGCCCAAACUAAGCUGAUUCAUAGGUUUGUUGUUCUGUGCUGUUGUGUGGGUUUCGAUUAAUGAAAUUUAAUGUACCUAUGAGCUAAAGUGACUCAUAAUUGUUCUCUUAUCUUCAUUUGUGUGUUCAUAUCAUUAUGAUGACUCUUUUGAAAUGACU
Molecule: messenger RNA, 711 nt
Organism: Abrus precatorius (Indian licorice)
Lineage: Eukaryota; Viridiplantae; Streptophyta; Magnoliopsida; Fabales; Fabaceae
Product: protein SPIRAL1-like 3
Exons: 3
Coding region: 102-437 (111 amino acids)
Biological process (GO): cortical microtubule organization
Cellular component (GO): cortical microtubule, transverse to long axis
Source: RefSeq, a predicted model, not a curated record